Messenger RNA from Helianthus annuus (common sunflower), 1436 nucleotides. Its product is annotated as probable aspartic proteinase GIP2. Gene Ontology annotation, molecular function: aspartic-type endopeptidase activity. Lineage: Eukaryota; Viridiplantae; Streptophyta; Magnoliopsida; Asterales; Asteraceae. The transcript has a single exon. Gene Ontology annotation, biological process: proteolysis. Bases 62 to 1354 code for a protein of 430 amino acids. The record is from RefSeq and is a predicted model, not a curated record.
GAAUAGAGGACCGAAAAUGUGUAUAAAUUAUAGUAGAUUAUAUGCACCAACCUCUUCAUAAAUGGCUUCUUCCACCUUGGUUCUGGUUUUCAUCUGUUUGUGCUUUGUUGUGUCAUCAUCUGUAGCCACAACAUCACCUCGUCCUAUUCUCCAAGUCACCAAAGAUGCAACAACCCUUCAAUAUGUCACCCAAGUCUCUCAAAGAACACCUUUCGUCCCUGUCAAACUCACCCUAGAUCUUGGCGGCCCAUACAUGUGGGUUAACUGUGAGCGAGGCUACACCUCCACCACCUACACUCCGGCCCUUUGCGGCUCCGCUCCAUGCCGACUACUCAACACCACUUCAUGCACCACUGGAACCACAUGCAACCCUCCAGUCCCCGACUGCUUCAACAACACUUGCGGCCACGGUCCUGAGAACCCCAUCGCUAACACCGGCACUAGCGGCCAGCUGGGUGCGGACGUCUUUAAGAUACAGGCUUCCAACGGGAGGAACCUUGUAUCCCCACUCACCGUCCCUCGUCUAUAUUUUAUUUGUGGUAACAACUUCGUUAACGAUGGUCUUGCUAGCGGGGUUACCGGCAUGGCUGGUCUUGGAAGGACAGGAGCCUCACUACCUGCUCAGCUGUCUACAUAUUUUCGAUUCGAUCCGAAAUUUGCUCUAUGCUUGUCAAGAUCUAGUGGCGCAGUCUUCUUCGGAGAUGGACCUUAUACUUUGCUUCCAAAUGUUGAUGCGUCAUCCUCCCUUGCCUACACCCCGCUCAUCGUAAACCCUGUUACCGAGAGCGGGUUUUUGGGUGACGCAUCGCCCAAGUACUUCAUCGGUGUGAAGUCGAUAAAAGUUCAGGACAAACGAGUGGGUGGGUUCAAUCAGAGUUUGUUGACCAUCGAUGGUGAAGGUAGGGGUGGGACAUCCAUCAGCUCCGCUGCUCCUUACACUGUCCUGGAAACAACAAUCUACAAAGCUCUAGUGGCAGCUUUUGUGAAAGCAAUGCCCAAGAACGUCCAGAAGGUUGCAAAUGUUGCGCCCUUUGGAGCAUGUUUUAACUCCAACAACAUCGGUAGCACCCGUCUGGGUCCCGCGGUACCUUCUAUCGACUUUGAACUGCAAAGCAAGAAUGUGUGGAGGAUCAACGGGGCCAAUUCCAUGGUUGCGGUGAACAACAACGUUUUGUGCUUGGGAUUUGUGGAAGCACGGACAGAUUUUGCACCUGUGAUUCCAGUGAUUAUUGGAGGUCAUCAAAUUGAGGAUAAUCUUUUGCAGUUUGAUCUUUCUAGAUCAAGGCUUGGAUUCAGCUCGUCCCUUCUUGGACGAUCAACCACGUGUGCCAACUUUAACUUUACGUCACUUUAAUAAAUGUUAUGACUUCAAUCAUGGCACAAACUUGGGUUACCUUGAAUAAAUAAAUAUACUAUUUAUAGUCGUUGUAUGAAUU